Molecule: messenger RNA, 3066 nt
Organism: Cannabis sativa
Lineage: Eukaryota; Viridiplantae; Streptophyta; Magnoliopsida; Rosales; Cannabaceae
Product: calmodulin calcium-dependent NAD kinase
Exons: 9
Coding region: 128-1657 (509 amino acids)
Molecular function (GO): kinase activity; ATP binding
Source: RefSeq, a predicted model, not a curated record
AAGCGACACGUGUCACUAUUACAAAUCAAAAUGAUCAAAUGAAUCAACAAAAACCAAAACCAAACCAUAAUCACUUCCCUAACCAAAUUUCCAACCUUUUUUCUUCUUCAAUUCAUCAAAUUUCGCUAUGCAAAGAGACAAUUAUGGAAACAAGCCAACUUUUACACAGAUCGUGGCGGUUUCUUCCAUCGGAUUAAUGAUAGCUGCGGCGGUUCAUUACCGUCUCCGAAAGCUCAAGGCUGAGAAGAUGGUUCCUCGUCGUAAAGCUUCUCAAAAUGGUCGACCUGAUAAGCUUGAGAGGUUUUCUCAUUAUGUAGCUAGGCAAAUGGGUUUUAAAGAUAGAAGAGAAUGUCCGCGUUUAUGCAAGUUAGCUUCUGAAUACGUUAGGAAAUCAGAGGGUUUUGAAGAUGAUAUUUACACUUUCUUUGCCAAUGAACCAGAUGCUGAUUCACUUUUUGUUAAGCUUGUUGAAGAGUUUGAGAGAUGUAUUCUUAGUUAUUUUUCUUUUCAUUGGAAUCAAGCUGAUCUUAUGAUUAGUCAGGCCUUGAGUCUUGAUGCAGAGCCUAAAAAGAAGUUUAAGGACAUUGUUUUACAGGCCACAAGGCAACAGAGGUUUGAAAGAGUGACAAAGAAUUUGAAGGUGGCUAGAGUUUUCACAACCUUAUUGGAGGAGUUGAAAGCAAUGGGACUUUCAUCCAAUGAUGAUUCUCGGUGUACUGAAGUGAUGGCCCCGGUGGCUCAUGCUGAUCGAAGUCCGGUGCUCCUUUUCAUGGGAGGUGGGAUGGGAGCAGGGAAGAGCACUGUUCUAAAAGACAUUCUCAAAGAACCAUUCUGGGCAGGAGCUGCAGGGAAUGCAGUGAUCAUUGAGGCAGAUGCUUUCAAAGAAUCAGAUGUUAUCUACAAAGCCCUUAGCUCUAGAGGCCAUCAUGAUAUGCUUCAAACAGCUGAGCUGGUACACCAGUCAUCAACAGAUGCAGCCUCAUCACUGCUGGUGACAGCACUAAACGAAGGUCGAGAUGUGAUCAUGGACGGCACCCUCUCUUGGGAACCAUUUGUUGUGCAGACCAUAACAAUGGCUAGAAACGUACACCGACGCCGAUAUAGGAUGGGACCCGGUUACACAGUAUGUGAAGAUGGGAAUGUUAAGGAGAUUUAUUGGGAAAGGAUUGAAGGGGAGGAGCCUGAGAAUAUUGAAGGCAAGAAAAGAAAGCCAUACAGGAUAGAACUUGUUGGAGUUGUGUGUGAUGCUUACUUAGCUGUUGUUAGAGGCAUAAGGAGAGCCAUCAUGUGUAGAAGAGCAGUUCGAGUUAUGUCACAAUUGAAAUCCCACAAGAGAUUUGCAAAUGCAUUCUUAACAUAUUGCAACCUUGUGGACAAUGCAAGACUAUAUUGCACUAAUGCUUUGGAAGGUCCACCCAAGAUGAUAGGAUGGAAAGACAGAGACAAGACACUACUGGUUGAUCCAGAUGAGAUCGAUUGUUUAAAGAGAGUAGGAAGAUUAAACUCUGAAGCCACCUCAAUCUACCAACUCUACAAAUCACCCAACCCAGCCUGCGAAGCCGGUUCAGUGUGGAAAGACAUUGUAUUAUCUCCUUCAAGAUUAAAUGUUCAACAGGAGCUCAAGUACGCCAUCCAGAAAGUUGAAAGAUCCAAAUGAAAACUACUUACAUAUAUACACACAUAAGAAAGCAACAACAUUUUUACUCAUUUCUUUUAUUAUUUAUUGUGUCCUCUGUAAAAUUUUCAUGUUAUGACAAAUUAAUUACUCGGCAAUUGUUGCAACUUAGACAUUAAAACCCCAUAAUCCAACCUUUAAAAUCGAUCUACCAUAUAAUAUUUCACACUCGAUUAUUCCAUAUGAUUUAAAAAACAAACAAAAGAAAAAUCACAAGCCAGAAAUGGCUUCAAAACCAAGCUAAGCAUUCUAUAUUUUUGCACCAAGCUAAGCAUUCUAUAUCCAUAAAUAUAAUAAGAACAAUUUAAACCCGAAAAACUGUACAUUGCUUUUCUUAUUUGAACCCAAAAAUCUAAACUUUAAUAAUAAAAAAUAUCAGAAAAAAGCACAAGCAAGAAAAGGCUUGAAUCCUAAGCAACAAAAACUUUGAUCCAGAAAAUAUUAAGAGGGAUGUAAAAUAGAUCGAAAAAUCGUUUAAGAACAUAAUAAUAAUACAGUACAUUCAAACUCUAAUCCCUUAAAAAAAUUAACAAAAAAAAAAAGGAUAAACAUUUUAUAUCAAAGAAAAGAAAAUCGGUUAAUACUUUCUUCCUCAUAUGAAGCAAAUUAUACGGGUACGAAUUUUACCCCAAUUUACAACUACAGAACCAAACUAAAAAAAGCUAAUCACUUUCUCUUCUCUUCCAAAUUUCACUUCUUUCCCCUAGCUGGGGCCUUUCUUGUUGGUGUUUUGGCUUUGGCUGGAGCCGCCUUCUUGGCAGCCGGAGCUUUCUUCGUUGUGGCUUUAGGAGCAGGAGCUUUCUUUCCAGGUGAAGUUCUCGAUGAUGUUCUUGAAACUUUAGCAGCAGUCGAUCUAUCCUUUGGCUUUGGUCUUGACUUAGCAGCUGGCUUCGGUUUAGCAGCAACCUUCGGCUUCACAGUAGCAACAGCCUUGGUCUUUGGCGCAGCAGCAGCGGCUUUAGGCUUAGCGGGAGCAGCUUUGGGUUUAGCAGCAGGCUUCGAUUUAGGCUUAGCUGCUGCCUUUGGCUUAGCUGGAGAUUUGGGAGUUGUUUUCUUGGUUGACUUAGCAGCUUUCUUUGCAGCUGGCUUAGCCUUAGGUUUUGACUUAGUAGCAGCCUUGGACUUCGGCUUUGCCUUAGGCUUAGCAGCUCCGGCAGUCUUCUUCUUCGCUGCAGCUGGCUUCGCUGUUGCUGACCUAGCAGCUGGAAUCUUAUACGAACCUUUAACCUUUGAAAUCUUGCUAGAAGAAACAAGCUUCUUCAAAUGAAAAAGCAAUAGUUUCUUGAAGUUCGACGGAAGCUGUUUAUGCUUCUCUUCAAGAAAUUUAGUAAUCGCAUACUGACUCGAACCGCUUUUCUCUUUCAAUGAAACGAUCGCAUCUUUAACCAUCU